Messenger RNA from Fusarium tjaetaba, 240 nucleotides. RefSeq lists its product as uncharacterized. The transcript is spliced from 3 exons. The coding region runs from base 1 to 240 and encodes 79 amino acids. The record is from RefSeq and is a predicted model, not a curated record. Lineage: Eukaryota; Fungi; Ascomycota; Sordariomycetes; Hypocreales; Nectriaceae.
AUGAGAUCCAGUCUUAUCAUUCUCGCCGGCAUUGCUGCAGUCCAAGCCGCUGUUGCAGCACCCCCAGUAGACGGCCAUCUUUCGGCUCGCGGACGUACAGUUGCUCGCGCUGAGGUGGAUAGCCCUGGCGGAAAGGAUUGGAAACGUGCCGAGAUGGAUAGCCCCGGCGGAAAGGAUUGGAAGCGUGCUGAGCUGAACAGCCCCGGUGGAAAGGACUGUGGGGUCGUGCCAUGGAGGUGA